Molecule: messenger RNA, 2096 nt
Organism: Sphaeramia orbicularis (orbiculate cardinalfish)
Lineage: Eukaryota; Metazoa; Chordata; Actinopteri; Kurtiformes; Apogonidae
Gene: gtf2f1
Product: general transcription factor IIF, polypeptide 1
Exons: 14
Coding region: 201-1799 (532 amino acids)
Biological process (GO): positive regulation of transcription elongation by RNA polymerase II; transcription initiation at RNA polymerase II promoter
Cellular component (GO): nucleus; transcription factor TFIIF complex
Molecular function (GO): DNA binding; TFIIF-class transcription factor complex binding; RNA polymerase II general transcription initiation factor activity
Source: RefSeq, a predicted model, not a curated record
CUAACAGGACGAGUACGGAGUGUGCGUACCUAGCCGGUAAAACAGUGGAUGUGUUGCUGCAUAUGUUUUCAUUUACAUAAUACGCAGGAUUGUUGGAUGUUUGUGCAACUUGUAUUUUUAUGCUCUUUACUUUCACAUUAACGCUAUUUCAUCGAAUCAGCUGAAAGCGACUGCAUUGAAUAAACGGACAAACAGCAAUCAUGACGUCUCUGGGGAGCAGCAGUUCCACAGCCACUGAAUACACUGUCCGAGUGCCCAAAAACACUAGCAAGAAGUACAACAUCAUGGCUUUCAAUGCAGGAGACAAAGUCAACUGUUCAACUUGGACACAGGCACGUAUGGAAAGAGACAUGAGCGCUCGGCGGAUAUAUGGGGAGGAAGAGACAGCAGAAGGUGCGGCUGGCAGCGAGUUUGGCAAAAAGCAGCGGGAGGAAGCACGGCGCAAGAAGUUUGGUAUUGUGACACGAGAGUUCAAAGUGGAGGACCAGCCCUGGAUUCUCAAAGUUAAUGGAAAAGCUGGCAAGAGGUUCAAGGGAAUAAAGAAGGGUGGUGUUACAGAAAAUGCAUCAUACUACAUCUUUACACAGUGUCCUGAUGGAGCUUUUGAGGCCUUCCCUGUCCAUGGCUGGUAUAAUUUCACACCCCUGGCUAAGCACAGAACUCUCACUGCAGAGGAGGCCGAGGAGGAGUGGGGCAGGAGGAACAAGGUGGUUAAUCACUUCAGCAUCAUGCUUCAGAGGCGUCUGCGGGAGCAGGAACGUGGCGAAGAAGAUGAAGACGAGGGUGAGAAAUCUGGCAAGAAGAAAAAGAAAGGUGGGAAAGGGGGCGACCUUCGUAUUCAUGACCAGGACGAGGAUUUGGAGAUGAGCAGCGAUGACAGCAAUAGCAGUGGGGGUGAAGAUGGCGAGAGCAAGACAAAGACAAAGAAAGACAUGGGAAAAGGAAAAGGGAAGAAGAAGAAGAAGAGUAGGAGCAGUGAGAACGAGGCAUUGGAGGACAGUGACGAUGGAGACUACGAAGGUCAAGAAGUGGAUUACAUGUCAGAUGAAAGCAGCUCAGAAGAAGAGCAUGAGAAGGGAAAGCCCAGCAAAGAAGAGCAUCCCAAAGGAAUUGACGAAGCAUCUGAAAGCGAAGAAGAAAGCGAGGAGGAGAAGCAGAACGAAGAGGAAGCAAAAGAGGAGGAAGAAGAGGAAGACGGAAAGAAAACCCCGGUUCAAAUGGAAAAGAAGAAGAAAAAAGACAGCAGCGGAGAAUCCGAAAGCUCAGACGACAGCGACAUCGAGGGGGAAACGGCCUCUGCUUUGUUCAUGGUGAAGAAGCGCACACCUCCUAAACGUCCAGGUGGUCGGGGUUCUGCAGGCAGCUCCAGGACUGGGAGUCGUCCUGGGACACCGUCCAUAGACCCAGCCUCCACCUCCAAUACACUUCGCGCUGCUGCUAGCAAGCUUGAGCAAGGUAAGAGACAGAAUCCGGUUGGUGGCACUGAUUCACCAGCUGCCAAACGGCUGAAAAUGGAGCCCAACAGUCAGAGUCCUGCUCCAUCUGGAAAGAGCACGCCUCAACCACCAUCAGGAAAAUCCACACCAAGCUCAAGUGAUGUGCAGCUAACAGAAGAAGCAGUCCGGCGCUACCUAAUCCGUAAACCGAUGACCACCAAGGACCUGCUGAAGAAGUUCCAGACAAAGCGCACAGGUUUGAGCAAUGAGCAGACGGUGAAUGUACUGGCUCAGAUCCUGAAGCGCCUCAACCCAGAGCGCAAAAACGUAAACGACAAAAUGCACUUCUACCUUACAGAGUAACCGAGGAAGGAGAAGCAAAAGACUGAGACAAUGACCCUUCUGAGGUGGCAAGUGUUGUAUUUUUAGAAAAAAAAUCUUACAUAGAAUCAAGCACUGAAACUCUCAUGAAAGAUGAUAUUUUCCAGAAAUAUCUGUAUUAAAAACAGACAGCUAGUUCUAUUGAGUGAAGAGAUCAGUCCCAGUACGGCUUUUCUCCUCCAGCAAAAAAUGGUAACUUGAAGGGUGAAAAAAUUGCGUACUUGUUUUUCUUUGGUAGAAUCUUUUCUAAUAAAACCUUAAAAUCUGUUACUGUGUUUA